Varanus komodoensis (Komodo dragon) is the source of this 9389-nucleotide messenger RNA. It is a transcript of the gene PLEKHA6, whose product is annotated as pleckstrin homology domain containing A6. The record is from RefSeq and is a predicted model, not a curated record. The transcript has 27 exons. Lineage: Eukaryota; Metazoa; Chordata; Lepidosauria; Squamata; Varanidae. The coding region runs from base 4467 to 8081 and encodes 1204 amino acids.
GACCCCUGGAGUAGCAGAGGCUAGGACAGUCUGACCUGGUAUAAGCUCACUUCCUAUGUGCCUUAUUUCUCUCUUUCUCCUCUUUUUCUCACUUCCUCACUCUCACACACCCCACCCCAAAUUUGCUCCAUAAUGUCCAUUUCUGUUUUCUCCCUAUGCUCUGAUUUUUCACUCCUGUGAUCUGAUGAUUGCCAGGAUGCUCCAAAAAUUCAGUAUGCACAGACGAGAUCUAGGUUUCCAAAGGAGCUUGCUUUCUAUUUUAUUCUGUUUCUGAAUACCUGGUAAUCCGGGUGUAUAUGAUGGAAGAGCCCUUAAGAAGAAAAAUCCUUCCAAGCAGUUUGAACUUGUUGUUAGCCCUGGUGCCUUAUCACAUCAGAUGUAGCUUCCCUGUGCCUUGGAAAUACCAUUCUUCUAGAAAAUGCACCCCUCCUUCCCACCUACAGUGGAUUCUUCCAGGAGGGCUUUGGCUUUCAACUGUUUGGUAUGCAGCCCAAGUCUCAUACAUUGCAGUCAGAGUGCUAUUGGGAUGGAGUCUGCAUCUAUUGAACAGAGUUCAUCACCAUGCACAAAGCUGGAGCUUUGUAGUGAGCUAAAGGAAGGAGGAAAGAGUAUUUGUAUAUAAAGGUGACUUCAACAUUUUGGAGCUAGAGGAAGCAUGUUUGAAAUUUCUCGGAGAGAACAUUUGCCGGCCAUUUUAAUGUUUUUUUUCCCCUUAUAGACUCUGGCAUAUGGUCUGCCAGCAGCUCAAAAAUAAGGGAUGUGGUGGAGGUGGGAAGAACACCCAUUAUGUUACGGGGUUUGAAGCUUGGAGAUUAGGGAUAUCCACUACUUGUUAUAUAGGACUGGCAUGAUCCAAAUUGGGUCAUUCCUAGUAUUAGAUAACCUUGCUAGGAAACCAGCAUGAUGGGAAGACAAGAAAGCAAAAGCUGCCCCAAACUGUAGCAAGUAUUCAUUGGUUAAAGGCUCUUACGAAUUGUUGCCACCCUGAUCUUUCAGAAACCAGUCUUACCAGCCCCAUGUGUCAGAUGAAGCAGCUUAUCUCUAGCCAUAUAAAAUAAUUUUAUCAAAAUAUUUUGCUUUUAUUUUUCUUUUGUUUGUUCCAAAUUGCCGCCUAAUUUAUCUAAUUGCAAAUGCCAAAACACUGCCAUUGAUACAGACAAGGUAAGCUUUGAAAGAGCUCAUUUGCUAAAUCAAAUAAAAGCACCUCUCAGAGAUUUGAUUCUCCUGCAGUUACAGAGAAGAGACAGUUUGCAAGAAAGAGGUCAACUGCAGGUGUAUUUAUUUCAGUUGCAGAUGGUCUCAGAAGAAUAAAGAAACUUUGAAUGUGUGGUUUGGUUCAAAGCUACAGCAAUGUGGAAAAUGUUUUGUAGUUUGCUUGCUUUUAAUGUACAUUUAGGAAUGUAAUUUAAAUAUUCAGAAUAACAAUAUCCCAUAGUUGUGGUUUCCUCAAGGAUAAAUUGAACUUUGGAGUUUGGUUCAGUGAAGGUGACAUGAUCCAAAGAUUUGUUUGACAGGGGAAGAGACUGGAUUUCAGAUGUUGACAGGACUGAAUAAAAUUCAAAGCAGUCCUAAACUGCAUUCAAAGAUUAUUCCAUAACGCUUCUUGUCACGCAGGAGGAGGUGCUCAGAUUUCAGGUGUUUGUGUAGCCAAAAGAAACAAACAAACUUGAGUCGGUGUGUCAUUUGAGUCCUGGACUACAUCUUAUUUUAUCUUCUUGCGGGGCUACUAGGUGUGUCAAAAUGCAGUCCUCACACUGUAUUAAACUGAAAGAACUGGGCCAGUAACCUACUGGGCUCAUGCACUCGCAGGAGCAAUCGCUUGCACAAAAUAACCCCAGAAUGAACAGAAAUGCUUCUUCCUGGAAUGGGGCAGGUCAGCACAGCCGCCAGAAGGGAGCUCCAGUGACCCGUCUAGUUUGGAGGGUCGUGGUGAGGAUUAAAUGAGGGGAAAUUCUUGGUAACUCAUCCUGGGCCCCUUGGAGGAACAGCAGGAUAAAAAUGUAACAAAUAAAAUAAAUAAAAGCAAAUCUUUAUUUAAAAAUGGUCCUGUGCAAAGAGCGUUUUGUGUGGCCUGCCUCAAAGGCAUUGGGGAGCGGGCAGAAUAAGAAUCCUGAGUUCUGCUUUGUUACCAGGCCCAAAAAAAAAGCUCUUUCAAAUUUGCAUCACAAAUGUACGUCCUUCACAUCUUAGCAGGUUCUAAUGUACAACCCCUUAAAUCCUUCUGUGGGCCCUAGAUCCACAGUGUCUAAGCAUCCUAGUUCUGUGAACGGGCCGUCAGCUCACUGUCUUUCUGCAUUCAUGUGUGUUCUGCAGAUUCUGUCUGCCCUGACCUCAGGCGCUUGGGCUGGCUGCCUCCAGUGGGAGGUGCACAGAGGCCUCUUGAGUGGCCUUCCAGCUGCCUGAUUGACUAGCCUAAUGUGUCUCCAGCCCCACCAGCAGCCACUCAGACAGGCGUUAAUUGCAGGCGCUGGAAAAGCAAUAAUUAAGAGAUAAUGAGAAGGCUUUUGUAUGAGUCUGGCAUCCCAGGCGUCUGUCAGCAAACAUGCUGCUUGGGUGCUGAACCACCCAGUUCCUCCUCUUUCACACUGGAGGACUAGUUUAGCUCGCUCAGCUUCAAUGGAGCUGAUGCAAUAGUAGGCAUGUGUUCAGCCAGAGAGAGACCCUGGAAUCCUGCCAGCACUCCCCAAGCAGUAUUGCAGCAUUAGAGGUGUCGAUGGAAGAGACUCUGCUGGGCAUCAUCCUUCCUGGGCAAUUUGGGGGUGGGUGCAAAAGACAUUAUUUAAAUUGUUAGCUCUCACACAACCUGUUAACAAUAUGGAGAAAUAUAAAAACUCUGCACUGAAAACUGAAGAAAAAUUAGAAUACAGGCCAGCAGCAGUGCAAAGAUCUAAAAAUGUACUAAUGCUGCUUGUAAAACCAAAGGCUAAGAAGACACUGAAAAGACUAUAGGGUGGGUUAGGCAAUGCAGGGCAGGCUUCUCUGGGGAAGGGAUUCCACAACUGGGAUGCCACCACUGAAAAGGCCCUCUUUAAUAGUCACUUGCCUCAUUUCAUUUAGCGAUAGUGAUAAGGUUCAUGCAGGAAUAUAUGGAAGAAGAUGAUCCUUCAAGUAACCUGGCUCCAAGCUGUUUAGGGCUUGGUAUGCUUGCCAAGUUUAAAAGAACCUUUGCUCUGUAUUAUUUUAAGAGCAGCACGAUAUGCAGACGUGAGGAGCUGAAGCUUUCCACAGCACGGGGAUGAACAUGAAGCCUCCAGUGUUCCUCUUCUUCUGUUGCAUGAAUGUACUCCAGGUCCCACUCUUUCUUUUAUCUUGCCCAUCAAUCCUGUAGAUGCAGAGGGCACCAAUUUGAACAGAAGAGUCUCCUAUACCCCUGGAGGGUCACAGCACAAUUAGGAACUACGGGCCACUUUAAGAGAUGCAUUAUUAUAAAGUGCCACAAAGCCAUCCUAUUUUGCUGGUGAACAAAGCAGUCACCCCUCUAGAACUCAUUUUAUUUAUAUUACCCAUUAAAAGAAGGGCCCUCUUUUUCACCUUAGCGCUGUGAAUGAAGGCGGUCUUUGUAAAUAUGCACUCUGUGUGAUGAACAUGUAAGCUUUGUUCUGUACAAUACACGUAUCCAAAUCCCUACGCAUAUACAGUAUCUGUAUGAAUGAUCUGCACCUUGCAAAAAUGCCUGCAGAACCGUCCGUCUUCGGAGUGUAGGCAGACUGGCUCGGCACGGUGAAGAGGUGGACAUCAUCAUCCUACAGACACCAUCCUAGCUGUUCCCCACUCCAUAUUUCUACACUACUCCAAUGCCCAUGUCUUUGUACAUGCUGAUGAGCUAACUGCCACCUCACUCCCUACAACAAGAUCAAAUGUGGUAAAUUUACAAUGGAUAAUUUCUAAAAUGAGAGGUUCCAAGUAUGAUGAUGGUGCAAGCAUGCAUUUGACCAUGCUCAGAAAGGUAUCUUCCAUCGAUAUUCCUGCAUCAGUUGCAGGGCUGCUUUUGCCCUUCUCCCUGGCUGCCUUCCUCCUCCAUGACACACACAAUGACUGAAGUAACCAGAUGCAAUUCCAGUGAAUGCCUGAAACUCAACAGUCUGUAUGAAUGACAGUGUUGAAACCUGACAUACCUCAGAGCAGAGAGCUUUCCAUAUGGUGAGCACCACCAGGAAGAAGGCCUCUGGAUAUUCCACUGGUGCAGAGUUGCCCGCAAUCCUAUCUUUUGUAGCAACUCUGGGCACAAAGUGGGAAGAAUCAAGUGGGAAGAAUCAAGGAUAGUGCUGUGCACAUUCUGCUCAUCUUUGGGCUUCAUUAGUGUGUGUGGAAUUUGGAAGCUAUGCUAUUCCUGCUGCACAGCAGGCUUAAGUCAAGGAUAGAGUCACUCAGAAUAUAAAAAUCUGUGGCUGCCUUGGAUGUCAGACAUGGAUGGAAACAAAGCCAAGUGCUAACAGAAAUGGAACCAAAAUUGGAGCCCCUGAAAAAUGCAAAGGAGCCAUAAUGAAAGACAAAACACUUUUCUUCACCCAGUAACUGGUCAGAUCCCAGAAGAAAACAACCAGUUUGACCUGCAAAGAUCAGCAUUGGACAUGUCAAGCAAAGCAGGAAGCAAGCGGCCGGCAGCAGUUAACAGUGAAUCAUCCAAUCACACCAUGGUUUCAGAGGUACCUCAAGAACGACCAAAUGGAAGGGCCUCACGCUCCUCCAGGAAGGGGAUUGCUUUUGGGAAGCGUUCCAAUUCCAUGAAGAGGAACCCCAGUGCUGCAGUGGCUAAGAGUGGCUGGCUCUUCAAGCAGGCUAGCUCUGGAGUGAAGCAAUGGAAUAAGCGCUGGUUUGUACUGGUGGAUCGCUGCCUCUUUUAUUACAAAGAUGAGAAGGAGGAAAGCAUCUUGGGCAGCAUCCCACUUCUCAGCUUUCGCGUCGCAGCAGUCCAGCCGUCAGAUAACAUCAGCAGGAAAUAUACCUUUAAGGUGACGGUGUGCUGGAUGGAAGAGCCAACUGGGAAUAACAAGAAGUCGCUCUCUUCCCAGGCCGAGCAUGCGGGCAUUCGGACUUACUUCUUCAGUGCUGAGAACAGCGAGGAGCAGGAGUCCUGGAUUCAAGCCAUGGGCGAGGCGGCACGGGUGCAAAUCCCACCAACUCAGAGGCACGAGAAGACUGAUUCCGAGAACAUUCCUCCAGGCAAGAACCAGCAACAUCACCACCUCCGCAGUGUUCCAGCCAAGGAGACCGUGAAAGCAGAGCCAGAAGCAAAGACUAGAGGAGAAGGUGAUGGGCGCGGCUCUGAGAAGAUUGAACGGAAACCUGAGCGAGGCGAGAGCAAGAAGGAGCCACUGGUGAAGGCCAAUGGCGUUGUGAGCCAAGAAAUGCCCUCUGAACCAGGAAGCCCUUAUCCUGAAGCCUCUCAUGUGCCAGCUGGGGUAGAGAGAGCCACUCAGCCAAAUGGCUGGCAAUACCCAUCUCCCAGCAGGCCUGGCAGCAUGGCAUUCCCGCAACAUGAUGGCGAGACUGCUGUGCCUCGUCGGAGCUUUGCCCCUCGCACCAAUCCUGAGAAGAUGGCCCAGAGAAAGAGCUCCAUGACACAACUGCAGCAGUGGGUGAACCUGCGCCGUGGGGCUCUGCCUCCUGAAGAUCUCCACAGCCCCACCAGGUUCUACCCAGUGUCCCGAAGAGUCCCUGACUACUAUCCCCACUACUCCCCGCAGUACUCUGAGGACUACCAAUACUAUCCUCCAGGUGUGCGUCCGGACAGCAUCUGCUCCAUGCCUGCAUAUGAGCGGGUGAGUCCUCAGUGGGCUGUGGACGACAAGCGGCAUUCCUUCCGCAACAGCGGCUCCUACCAACUGCGGGAGUGGAAGGAGCAGCCUGGCUAUGCCAGACCGGAGGUCCCUGUUUGGAUCCCAGGACCCACCCGGCAGCCAGUGUACUACGAUGAAAUGGAUGCCGCUUCCGGCUCCCUGCGCAGGAUGUCACUCCAGCCUCGCUCCCGGUCAGUCCCCCGUUCACCAAGCCAAGGUUCCUACAACAGAGCCAGAAUGUACUCCCCUGUCAGGUCACCGAGCGCCCGCUUCGAACGAGUGCCUCCGCGGAGCGAGGAGAUAUAUGCCGAGCCGACAGCGUACAUGAUGAGGCGAUCGGUCAGCUCGCCAAAGUAUGAUUACCUGGGUGAUAGGAGGCCUGUCCCCGCAGGAAUGUUCCCUUUCAACUAUCCAGCAUCCCCUACAGUCCACGACAAAAUGAUGAGCGAGAGCGAGACUUUGAUCAGUAUGGUGAACAGAAUGGUGGAGAGCUCCUCCCCUAGGGCUCAGCUGUACAUGCAAGUGUCUCAUUUCCCUGAACCCUACAGAGAGACAAUGCACACCUACAAGAUAAGCGAGCAAGAAACGGAUAAGCUCCUAGGAAAGCUUUGUGAGCAAAACAAAGUGAUGAGGGAGCAAGAAAGGCUUGUGCAACAACUUCGAGCUGAGAAGGAAAGCCUAGAGAGUGCACUGAUGGGGACACACCAAGAGCUAGAAAUGUUUGGAAGCCAGCCAGCUUACCCUGAAAAAUUGCUGCACAAGAAGGAAUCGCUCCAGAAUCAGCUGAUCAAUAUUCGGGUGGAGCUGUCCCAAGCCAGCACGGCGCUGGCCAACAGCACCAUAGAAUAUGAAAAUCUGGAGGGUGAGGUGUCAACCUUGCAUGAUGACCUGUGGGAACAGCUGAACUUGGACAUCCAGAACGAAAUGCUCAACCGGCAAAUCCAAAAGGAAAUCUGGCGUAUCCAGGAUGUGAUGGAAGGGCUAAGAAAGAACAACCCAUCUCGGGGCACAGACACUGCAAAGCACAGAGUGGCCCUCGGCCCAUCGGGAACCUACAGCUCCAACAGCCCAGCCAGCCCUCUGAGCUCAGCCAGCCUCACAAGUCCACUGAGCCCUUUCUCACUCGUGUCCGGAUCCCAGAGCUCCCCUACCAAGCAAGGCAGCAAUGAGGAGCCUGGUCCACCUCGACCUCCCCUCCCCAAAUCAUAUGUGCCCUUGGAAUCUCCUCCGACUGUCCCUCCGCUCCCUACCGAAAGCCGCCUCUGGCCGCAUCCUAGCUCCCCUUCCUGGCAGCAAAGCAGUGAGGCGAAGAGGGGACAGUCCAAGUCCAGCUUUGAGCAGAGCAAGAAGGACCAUCACCGGACUUUGGCCUCCAGUGCUGCAGGGGAAGCUGGUCUCUUGCAGGCAAGGCAAGAGCAAGAGGCUGACAAGCAGGUUGCUCUCAACAAAGUUGGCAUUGUUCCCCCAAGGACUAAAUCACCCAUGGAUGAUGAGAGCACAGUCACAUCAUGUGUAGUGAGGAGAAGUGCCAGUAAUCUAGCCAAUGGGUUGAACUCCCGGGACAGGCCAAAGAGCGCUGUGUUUUCAAAUGAGAUGAAGGCAAAAAUGAGCGUUGAGGAACAGAUUGAUCGCAUGAAGCGUCACCAAAGUGGUUCUAUGAAGGAGAAGAGGCGGAGCUUGCAGCUCCCGUCCAACCAGCAACAGGCAGAUAGUCCUCUCUCGAAGGCUCCUGCCUCCUACAAAGUGGUGCGCAGACAUCGCAGCAUCCAUGAGGUGGACAUCUCUGAUCUGGAAGCUGCAUUACGCUCUGAGGACUCUGGCAAAAUGUAUGAAACUCCUCGGGAGGAGAUUGCUCGGCUGCGCAAAAUGGAACUGGAGCCUGAACAUUAUGAUGUGGACAUCAAUAAGGAGCUUUCUACCCCAGACAAAGUCCUCAUCCCAGAAAGGUAUAUUGAGCUAGAGCCUGAUACCCCACUGAGUCCAGAAGAGAUGAAAGAGAAACAAAAGAAAGUGGAAAGGAUAAAGACGCUGAUUGCCAAAUCCAGCAUGCAGAAUGUGGUCCCCCUCAGCGAGGGAGAGGUGGAUGUGCCCCAAGACUCAGAGACCCAACUGCAGGAGCAGGAGAAACGGAUAGAAAUCUCCUGUGCCUUAGCAGCAGAAGCCUCUCGACGGGGCCGCAUGCUCUCUGCUCAAUGUGCCACCCCGAGCCCUCCCACUUCCCCAGCCUCCCUGACUCCACCGACCAAGUCCCUCUCGUCUGACUCAUCCCAGGGCACCGAUGGCCAUUUUAUGCGUGUCUGAGCCAUAAACACAGGCCCUGGCUGCUGUGAAUGCUGUGAAAUUCCACGGAGCCACUUUUUAACAGCCCAGUCUGCAUCCUGGCAGAACAACUCAAUGAUGCACGUGGCCAUUGUUCUUAUUCUCUCAGAACACCCCUUCCUUCAGUCGAGCUGCAUUCAGGAAGGAAAACCUGCCUCUGAGGAGAAUGGGGGAUGUCUCACCUUGACCCCAGUUCCACCUCCACAACACACACACCCUUCCACUGCUGUCAUGGCCCAUACCAGCUGCCCAGAUAAGCCCUUUCAAACCAGUAGCAGAUGGGUGCAGCAUACUGGAGCUGUUCCAUUCCACAAGGCAGGUCUUAAAGUCAUUUAAAAAGCAGAAGACCACCAGCCAGGGAUCAACUGUUGCUUGGACUAGCUCAGCACCGAACUGGAAAAGUGACAUUGGUGAUAGCAGGGGGAAGAGAAGUUUCUUAUGCCAAUGUAGCCGUCUCCUGGGGAGCUUGGUUCCCUUCCACCAACUUGUGUUUGUGGGGCAGGAAUGUGUGAAGAAUGACUUGCCACCAUAGCCAAGGGCUUAAUAACCCCUUCACUGAAUUGAGCACCAGAUAUUUUUCUUCCCUCCACCCCCUACCCCAGGUCAGUUCUCCUCUGCCAACCAGAAUAGCUUUAGCACCCUUACUCUCCGACCUAAGCAACCAUUGCACAGCCAUGCUUCUCUGCUUAUGCUCACAGCCAUUCACAGGAAAAGGAAGGCGGGAGAAGCGUGGAUCGACAGGCAGAGCUUUGUGCAUGUGGCCGGUGAAGAAAAAAGAAGGCUGCUUGUCUGAGACGGGCUGGGUGGAGAAAGUAAUAGAGGCUUUAGAGGAAUCUGUGAUUGUGUGGGAAUACUGCUGUGGCUGGCAUUUUCUUCUUUUCCAAAACGCCAUAUGGGUAGAAUGUUUCAGAAGACGUGCAUAAUGUAUGUGGACAUGGAGCAGAGGUGUACAUGAAAGGUCGAAUGGGGAAAGAUGAGGAUAGAAAUGUUCUCUUGGCUGGAAUUGAUCCAGUGAGGUCUGUUUUCCUGUGGACACAAAGCAAAAUUGGGAUUGGGCAGGUAACUUUCCCUCCUCCUUCUCACAUCUAAGUCACUGGGCAAGUUCUCUGGGGCAUGCUUUUAAGUAAUGGGACCAGGAAGAAAACUGCCUGCCGGACAGAUCACUGUGUUAACCAUGCACUUAAGAUGUUAUUUUAUUUUAUUUAGUUUUUGCACCAGCCCUUGAAGUAGUAGUUCCUGCUAUGAAAGACAAGAAAUUUUGAGUAUGCAGAAUUUGGGUGUGAACUAAAU